This is a messenger RNA of Colossoma macropomum (tambaqui), 1788 nucleotides long. RefSeq names its product sialic acid-binding Ig-like lectin 14. The record is from RefSeq and is a predicted model, not a curated record. NCBI's taxonomy places the organism in Eukaryota, Metazoa, Chordata, Actinopteri, Characiformes, Serrasalmidae. The transcript is spliced from 9 exons. Bases 114 to 1121 code for a protein of 335 amino acids.
GGACUGGUUUACCGUAAAACAGCUGGAUAAUUAUGUUGGGAAAUUGGCGUUCAUGUUCCUUCGAGAAGGGUGUGGGCGAGCAUCCCAGUGUCUGACAGGUUUGCUGUUCCAGUAUGGGCACACAGGCAAGAGUUCUAUUCUGCUGGCUUUGUCUUCAAGUGAUGUUCGCCACUGUAUUGUCUGAUGUGUGGAAGGCAGAGGUUGUCUCUGAAUUGAAAACGCUGGUCUCUUCUUGUGUUGUGGUGCCCUGCAAGUUCCAGUACCCUGGAAGACAACUUCCAGACUCGCGUAUUAGGGGAAUCUGGCACAAAAAGGAUAAAAAAGAAAACAUCUAUCAUGAAGACCAUAUUGAAAUUGCAGACAGCUUCAAGGGUCGCACAAGACUGCUUGGCCACUUGGGUGAAAAAAACUGCACUUUAGAGAUAGAUGAGGUCAAAAAUCAUGACAACGGCCCAUUUUGUUUCAGGGCUGAAAUCCCAGACAUAGAUAAGUAUUCUUUUGUGGAAAGCUGUGUGACCCUCUCCACGAUGCCGGCGGCAGAGAAACCAAGGCUAGAGCAAAUGAAAACCUUGGAAGAUGGAGUUUCUACUACGUUCAAGUGUUCUAUCAGACAUACCUGUCCCUCCCGUCCCCCCACCAUCACCUGGAGCCGUUCAAAUACUGAAGCCACUUUGAACAACAGGGACAUUCUUCAUGGAAACUGGGAAGUGGAAUCCUUGCUGACUUUCAUCCCAACAGAGAAGGACGAUUUCACAGACCUCACCUGCAACGUCAGUUUCCACGGCGGCCUGCAGUCUUCAGUUUCUUCUGUCUUACACGUGAAACGUAAAACAAACUUCUUUCACAUCAUAAUUCCAGUUGUGGCUGUACUUGGAACCUCUCUUUUAUUUGGAGUGGUGUGCUACAUCAUGCGCGAGAAAUAUAGGAGACAGAUUCAAGAUCUCCAGUCUAGACUCGAACGGAAUUUGGAGUCGAAUGUCCAGAAUGUCCCAACGGUUCAGGUCAGUGGAUUGGAGGGAACUAGAAGCAGCAGGGCACUGAAUGUUCACAAAUGGUCUAAGCAGACAUUUGAACUAUAUGCCAUUACCGUGGACUAUGAUGGAGAUCCCAAACGAGAAUGAAUGAUGAUGGAAGACAGAACAAUAUUAGAUCAUAGAUUUGUGGGUUUUCUUUAUUUUUAUUUUCCAUGAAAGUUUUCACUUGCAUAAAAAUAUACAUUCUGCGUAGCUUUAUUCUAUAGCUUCUGCAUUGCAUAGCUUCUGCAUAAUACUGUAUGGACCAUUCUACCCACGUAGUUCAAACUGCAGUCCCAGAGUAAAAACAUUUUAAAAAUGAAAUAUUCAGAUCUUAGAUCUUUCUCCAAGACCUUGUUCAGAUUGCCAGCACAAAUUCGAUUUUGGCAUAUCUAGAUUAUAUCCAGAUUGAUUUUUGAUAGUCAGGACAGCAAAAACCUGAUGAAAUGUUUGCAAAUCGGAUCCAAAUCACAUUUGGAGGUGGUUUGAAAUGUGAUUCCAAUCCAAUCUAGAUUCUCUGGCCACUCUAACUGGAUUUAAAAGUGUGUUUUGUGUCACUUUGCGACACAACAAGCAACAACAUCAAAUCCAGAGUGACAGAAGUGAUGGGAUUCAAGAAGAGCCCAAAGAUUUGUGCUUAUAUUGUUAGUUACCACAGCAACCCAUGCAGAUAGGCUGGUGAUGUCUGGACAUACAAAUCUGAUCUGAUCACUUGCAAAUAAUAGUAUGGACAGAUGUCUCAAAAAACCUGAUUUGAGAAACAAAUCCACUUUGC